This is a messenger RNA of Neoarius graeffei (lesser salmon catfish), 3300 nucleotides long. RefSeq names its product SWI/SNF-related, matrix-associated actin-dependent regulator of chromatin, subfamily a, containing DEAD/H box 1 b (gene smarcad1b). The transcript is spliced from 23 exons. The record is from RefSeq and is a predicted model, not a curated record. The coding region runs from base 410 to 3178 and encodes 922 amino acids. NCBI's taxonomy places the organism in Eukaryota, Metazoa, Chordata, Actinopteri, Siluriformes, Ariidae. Gene Ontology annotation, molecular function: ubiquitin binding; ATP binding; ATP-dependent chromatin remodeler activity. Gene Ontology annotation, cellular component: nucleus.
AGCCGCUGUUAGUGUGUAACAGUAUGCUUUUUUUUCCAAUGAAGUAACUACACAAUAAAAGCGUUGUCGUUUCAGUAUGUCCUAAAAGGCCCUCCGUGACGCAUUAUCGAAUUAUUUAGCAUUAGCGUGAGGAUAAAAGAAAUGUAUGCACCAAAAGAAAGGAGCUUUGAGCUUUUCCCAGGUUGCCAGGUGUAUUGACUAGUAGUUAGCUUGCUAGCUUUGCAUGCUAGCUAAGCUACAAAUAUGACAUUCUUUGUUAGCUAGCCGGCUAAUUUCUGUGGACCUUAUUAAAUUUAAGUUUGUUGAAAUUUCACGUCACCGGAAGGACUAUUUUUUUCAUUUGUGUCGUGAAUAAUAUUCGAAACAGGGAACGUUUUCUUUUUUUUCCUGAAUGUGAGCAUCAUAAACAAUGAGGAACAAAGAUGAGCCCGACAUUCUUGCUGUUUGUACCGUGCCUGAAACUCCUGAGGCCAAACGUCCGUCGAAACCCGAUGUCCUCAAAGCCUCCGAUCCUGUCCUGGUGGACUCGUCCUCUGAUUCAGAUGUGGAGAUGUCGGGGAGCUCUAUGAUCUCAAUAGGGAUGAGGAAAGCUGCUGCGACUUCAACUCUGGACAUGAUCUCGAUCUCUGAUGAAGACAAUGAGGCAAUAGAGGUGAAGAUGGAAGGACGGGAACAGUGGACGGAGACUAAACAUGAACAUCCUUCAUCCUUGAAGGCAUCUGGAAAUGGAGAUACAGUGUGUAAAAGGAGGCAAGAGGAGAUGUGUGACAAUUCCCAGGAGAGCAACAAGAGCAGCAAGAAGAGGCGUGAGUCACUGACCGAUGAUUCGGCAGAUGAGGGACCUGAGCCCAGCUGGAGGGAGCAGGAGAACAUGGUGAAGAAGCUACAGCGUAAUUUCCCUCACCUCAACAAGGAGGAGCUCAGGGACGUGCUUCAUGAACACAGCUGGAUCAUCGAGGACGCCCUGGAGGCACUCCGCAUGUUCUCGGAGCAUGUGGUGGAGUUCAGCAGCGAUGACUCUGACUCCGAACCCCCUACAUCCCCCGAACACACAAUCGCAAAUCCGACUCCGAACCCCAGCACGUCUGCAACACAGCCGAUACCCAAUAGACCCCUAAAUGGUCUGUUGGACACGCAGACGAGCAGGAGACAGCACGCAAGAAGAAUCCAGCAGCAUGACACUAGCUCAGAAGAUGACAUCAGCGACUUUGAGGCAUCGCCCAGACCCUUAGACUUGGACUCGGAUACAGACGAGGCCGAUGAGAAGCUUCCCAGACUCAAGGCUCAGAUUCUGGACUUCUUCCAGAAGGCCACGGUUGACGAGCUGACGCUGAUCGCUGGCUGCUCUCUGAAGAAGGCUCAGAAGAUCAUUGAGCUGAGACCAUAUCAAACAUGGACCAGUCUAGACAAUGUCCUACACCGAGGUAAUGGCCUCUCUGUGGCGCUGCUCACCGGGUGUCGAGAGGUCUUGAGGGAGCGAGAGGUGGUACAGGGGCUCAUGGUCAAGUGUGAGGAAAUUUCCAGAAGGAUGGCCGAAUUGGUGCAGAAGGGUCUAGGAUCUAUGAGGCAGCCUCCAAUCCUUAACAGCACGUUCGAGCUGAAACCGUACCAGUUGAUUGGCCUUAGCUGGCUGACUGUGCUUCACAAGAACCAGCUGAGUGGGAUCCUGGCAGAUGAGAUGGGUUUAGGAAAGACCAUCCAAGUGAUCUCGUUUCUGGCACACUUGUAUCAGGAGGGGAACCUAGGGCCGCAUCUGAUCACUGUGCCUUCAUCCACGCUCGAUAACUGGGUUCGAGAGCUUAACCUCUGGUGCCCGAGUUUAAAAGUGCUGGUUUACUACGGAUCUGUGGAGGAUCGGAAGUGCAUCCGCUACGAGAUCCUGAACGAAGAGGUGGACUAUAACAUCAUCGUCUCAACAUACAACCUGGCCAUUGGGAACUCCAGCGAUCGGAGCCUGUUCCGUAAACUCAAGCUGGAAUAUGCCGUGUUUGAUGAAGGACACAUGCUGAAGAACAUGAGCUCGCUGCGCUAUCGCCACCUCAUGGGCAUUAAUGCCAAAUAUCGGCUGCUGUUGACCGGAACACCGCUGCAGAAUAACCUGCUGGAGCUGAUGUCUCUGCUGAACUUCAUCAUGCCCAACAUGUUCUCCAACAGCACGUCACAGAUCGCCAAGAUGUUCUCCAUGAAAUCCUCAGAGGAGCAGAGCAGCUUUGAGAAGGACCGGAUUGCUCACGCCAAACUCAUUAUGAAACCCUUCAUCCUGCGGCGUAUCAAAAGCGAGGUCCUGAAGCAGCUGCCUGCCAAGGAGGAACAGAUCGAGUUCUGUGCCAUGAGCGAGAAACAGCAGCAGCUUUAUGACGCACUGUUCAGCAAGCUAAAGAGCUCCAGCAACACCGAGAAACGGGAACUGACCAAUGUCAUGAUGCAGCUGAGGAAGAUGGCCAAUCACCCACUACUGCACCGCCAGUAUUACUCCAGUGUACGCCUGUCCGCCAUGAGCAGCCUCAUGCUCAAGGAGCCGAGUCACCGCGACUCCGACCCGGUUCUGAUCGAGCAGGACAUGGCGGUGAUGUCAGACUUCGAGCUGCACCGUCUGUGCCAGCAGUACCAUAUGCUACAGGAGCAUCAGCUGACCACAGAGCAGCUGCUGGACUCUGGGAAGCUCCACCUCCUCACACGCCUUCUAACGGACCUCAAAGAACAGGGUCACCGAGUGGCCUUGUUCAGCCAGUUCACCAUGAUGCUGGACAUCCUGGAGGUGCUGCUCAAACACCACAAGCACAGGUACAUCCGAAUGGACGGCUCCACACCCAUAGGUGACAGGAUCGUGCUGAUCGACCAGUUCAAUACUGACCGGGACAUCUUUGUGUUCCUGCUGUCCACUCGAGCCGGAGGACUCGGCAUCAACCUGACCUCCGCUAACAUCGUCAUCCUGCACGACAUCGACUGCAAUCCGUACAACGACAAGCAGGCAGAGGACCGGUGUCACCGUGUCGGUCAAACCAGGAAUGUGAAGGUGAUCAAGCUCAUAAGCAAAGAUACAAUCGAGGACGACAUGCUCCGUAUCGGCCAGAGGAAACUCAAACUAGAGCAGGACAUGACAGCCACUGAGGAAGGUGACGAGGACACCAUUCCUGAUGACAUGGCCUCCCUUCUGAAAGCUUCACUGGGACUGUGAGAGGAAGGAGAAGAAGAAUAACACUGGAUCAUCAGCGUGCGUCUGUGAGAGUGUCUGUUGCAUUUUGUCUGAAGUACUGUAACACAAGUCUGACUGACUUACCAUUAAAAAUGUGCACUGGC